Blastocystis hominis is the source of this 729-nucleotide messenger RNA. RefSeq lists its product as hypothetical. The transcript is spliced from 2 exons. The record is from RefSeq and is a predicted model, not a curated record. NCBI's taxonomy places the organism in Eukaryota, Bigyra, Opalinata, Blastocystidae. The coding region runs from base 1 to 729 and encodes 242 amino acids.
AUGAACAACAACUUGAAGUCGAGUCUUGUUACAUACAGUAAACUGCCGUUAUUUCUACCGCGGAGUGAUUUUCGGAUUGUUUGCUCGUUGAUGAAGCAGCUGGGAUCUUCAAGUGGAAUCCCAGAUUUGGAGAAUGUCUUUUUGAAGAUUCAGAGGAUGAAGUUGUCAAGGAAGCAUGCACUCACAAUGCGUUGCUUAAUUCGCCUAUCGUACGAGAUUGGAGACGCUCAGCUGAUCGAAACGUUCUACCGCCAAAUUUGCGAAGAAGAGAUUUAUGUGAACAAUUCCUUUUUAAACGAUGUUGUGUUUGAUUGCCUCUUUUCUCUCAACGCAUACAAGUCAAUCUGCACCAUCGUUCAGUCUCUAGAAUCUCUCCUGGAUGAAGGAAAGGUUCUCCCCUCCUUCAACAAUCAUUCCAGUCAAAACGCGAUCAUCGCCUUUAUGGCCGAAGGCCGAGACGAUCUGCUGCUGUUCUUCCUUCAGCAGAUCAAGACCAACUGGCGAAUUCCGGUCACAAUCACGGAUUACAUCGUGUCCAACGCGGUUCGGAACACUUCGCUCGCCACACUUUUCCCCAAAUGUCUCGACUCCCAGCCCGUACUUCCCCGUUUUCCCCUUUUCUCUAGAAAUCGGCGACGUUAUUCAACGCCAUCAUCGAUUUCUACGCGCACUGCAGCGACUUCGCUUCCGCGUUCAGCAUCGUGCAGCGCGCCAAAGCAGCGGGCGUGA